AUGGCGACCAAGAUCUCCCACACCUACGAUGACCACUUCGUGGUGUGGUUCGAGGCUGAUGCCAUCCGCACGACGCUCUCGGACUCCGGGGACGUGGUGGACUCGUGGCUGGACAAGAUCUACCGCAUCCACCUCCGCCGCCUCAACCGCCUCGUUGUUGGCCUAGACGUCGAGUGGCACCCGUGCACGUACCGGGGGGACGUCCAACCGGUCGCCGUGCUGCAGAUCUGCGUCGGCCACCGCUGCCUCAUCUUCCAGAUCCUCCACGCCGACUACAUCCCGGAGUCCCUGUUCGGUUUCCUGGCCGACGAUCGCUUCACCUUCGUGGGCGUCGGGGUCCACGACGACGCGGCCAAGCUGCGGCUCGACCACGGGCUCGAGGUGGGGCGCGCGGUCGACCUGCGCAGCCUCGCCGCCAACACGCUCAAGCAGCCCGCUCUGGGCACAGCCGGGCUGCAGGCGUUGGUGUCGGAGGUGAUGGGCGUCAAGAUGGAGAAGCCGCAACAUGUGCGUCGGAGCGCGUGGGACGCACGCAAUCUGUCGUCUGACCAGCUCAUGUACGCCUGCGCCGACGCGUUUGCAUCGUUCGAGUUCUGCAACAAGUUUGUCAUGCAUUCUAGAAUGCGCUUUGAGUUGCCUUAUUUCCUCCAACAUAAACUGGAAGCAAUCCCAUGCUGUGCACAUGUCUAG
Molecule: messenger RNA, 690 nt
Organism: Miscanthus lutarioriparius
Lineage: Eukaryota; Viridiplantae; Streptophyta; Magnoliopsida; Poales; Poaceae
Source: the annotation of a GenBank genome assembly